AUGUCGAUCAAGCUACUGAAGCUAAUUCCUCCUGAAACUGCAGACAACCAAUCCUCAUCUGACGCGCCAUCGGACAAGCCCAUGUUCACUUUUAUAGACCAUGACGAUGACUUGACUUCCAAACGAAUCAAAGAUGCUAACGCCCGCAAAGUCAUCCGCUCUCAUGUGAUGCGAGAUGUGCGCCGUCGCGAAAGACUGGCGGGCCUCAAGAGAACCGCGAGGCGUGACGCUAGUAGUAGUAGUCGAGGUGGUGCGACGACGAAGUCGCGGAUCGGUAAAGAUGAUCAAUCGACGGCGUCGACGCUCGUUCUCAGGUCCGCGUCGCCGUCAACGACACAGUCGGCAACGUCUCCUCCGAACGUCAAGGGUAGGCGCGGAUCUCCUACGGAACGGUGUGACCAACCUUCGACAUCAGCUGCAAGUCAUGAAGAUUCAGCGCAAUCAAGCCCCGACCCUGUGUCACUGCCAUUGUCGUGGUCCUUUGCGCCGUUUUGCACCGAAGCCGGACCCAGCAAAUUGCCCUACUCGAUCGCCUAUCUGACCCAUCAUUUUCACCCGCAUCUUGCUAAUCCUUGGUCGGAAGAUAUCAAUGUCUUCAUACCCAUGACCUACCCUAAUGUGCGAAUGAGAAAGAGAUCUCUUGAGCGAUUCUCCUCUUCCGACCCGGGCAACUUCUAUGGUAUGAUGUGCAUGAGUGCAGCCCACCGGGCUGUACUUUCAUCCGCUCGUCUGGGUGGCAUGGAUGUCGCUCGCUCGAAUUACAUUGCCAAUGAUCCCGAUUAUUGUUUGAUGAGAGUGAAAUGCAUUCGCGAAAUGAAUCUAAGACUCGGCGACCCGAAGCGAGCGUUGACUGACGAGGCAUUUGACACGAUUAUUCAUCUCCUCAGUGGCACGCUUAUUAGUGGGUUCUACGAUGAGGCGCGAAUUCAUCUCAAGGGCUUAAAACGUAUGGUGGAUCUACGUGGAGGCAUCAGAGGUGAUAUCAUGCGGUCAACCUUGGUGUGGAUCGCUAUUAUUGUCACCGACAUCAAAACCGCAUCUGGCAUUCUGGCCAAACCGAUCUUCCCCUUGGCGUGGGAUCUGCCGCUCAUGUCUCCAGACCUUCACGACCGCAUUCAGCCUCCACCAUUAUCAACAGCUUGUCAGACGGGCUCCGGCUUCCUUUCCAACAUGAUGCUCAGUCUUCCACUCCUUCGCGCACUCUUGAUGAUCCGAGAUCUCAUAUGGUACCACUGCGCGGUACAGACAACGCCUGAAGCUUUCACAGGGUCGGACCACCAAUUCUUCUCUAUGUUGAAUCACACGGUUGAGUACCAGCUACUCGACUACCUUUAUCCCGACACCUCCGCCAUCCGCGAAUCCUCCCCAACCCCAAUCGAGUUGCAUCCCAUCGAGUCUCUCACGCGCGUGGCCGCUCUCACCUUCCUCAACAAAUUCAUGAUCGUCUCUCCGCCUUCCAGCGGCCUCGGUCGGGCCGUUACGCGUCACUGUGUCAACGCAGUACAAGCCUGCGACUUGACAUUCCUUGAACACAUGCCGAAGGAGAAUUACAGUCUGUAUGCUUGGGCUAUGCUUAUAGCUGCUCAAGGGUUGACGGGGUUUCCCGAAAGACAAGUAUUUGUACAGCGGCUGGCCCGCAUUGUCAAUAUCUGCGAAUGGUGUACUUGGGACCAAGUGUCUCGGAUCAUGUGCGACUAUUUCUACAUCCCCAGCCUUCAUGAUGAGGAGUGGAGAACCAUCUGGAAUGAGGCGACUGGGGAUGUUGAGGCGCUUGUGUCACAUGAUCCAUGA
Molecule: messenger RNA, 1791 nt
Organism: Penicillium diatomitis
Lineage: Eukaryota; Fungi; Ascomycota; Eurotiomycetes; Eurotiales; Aspergillaceae
Exons: 5
Coding region: 1-1791 (596 amino acids)
Source: RefSeq, a predicted model, not a curated record